AUGGCAAAACAUGGCUAUCCAGUACAGGAAUGGAAUGACGGUUGCAUAGACAGACCCACAACCCCCACAGCUCAAGCCGACGCGCUCUCACAUACUACAUCAUCCGAAUAUCUUACACCAACCGCGUUUCGUUCCCACGACAAAAAUAAUACCACAGGCCUGGGAACCCGUGCGACAAGCGCAGUCAGCUUGCCCCAUAGACCCGUCCCCGAGCGCACGUCGUCGGCGAGCAUUCUGUCGCGGGGUCUAGGUGGACCUGUGCAGGCAUCGAUGCGCGAAUUGCCGACAUGGAGAAUCUCAGAAUUGGAUGGCCUGGACACACUGGUCGACGAUAAAGGUCGAGCCGGGUCUCCGGUUCGCCGAUCAAUCGGUCGCGCAGCCCAGUCAUCUGAGGUCCUCCGACCUGCCCUUGCACGCACCUUCAUUCGUACCUCGCCUCCUCAUGAAAUUCUGGACCAUGGCAGCAGUCGUCACCCCCGAGUAGAGCUUUCAAUCAGCCUUCCCUCGCCACUCUUUGUGGGAGGUGGCACAGUAGAAGGACAACUCACCAUUCAAGUGGAUGGCGGGCAGGCAAGAAAGCCAAAGAUGAAGCCAAUCUACCUCUCCAAAGCUUGCGUUGAUGUCAUUGGCGUCGAAGAAAUCAACGACGGCCGACGCUGGAUAUUUUUGUCGCUUGCAACAGAGCUAUUCGAUCAUGAAAAUCCACCUCCACCUUCCCUGGUCACGUCGCAGACCCCGGAACCUGGUGCAGAUCUGUGCUGGGAGAUGAAGUCUGCUACGUCGGUCGUUCCCUUCUGCGUCAACCUGCCCUUGAAGCUCGGGCCCCCUCCGUACUCGUCCAGGCAAGCUUCUAUCCGGUACCUACUGUGUCCUUCGAUUGUGGUCAAGGCUGGAGACAAGAGAACUGUGAUCAGACAGACAUAG
Molecule: messenger RNA, 924 nt
Organism: Fonsecaea pedrosoi CBS 271.37
Lineage: Eukaryota; Fungi; Ascomycota; Eurotiomycetes; Chaetothyriales; Herpotrichiellaceae
Exons: 1
Coding region: 1-924 (307 amino acids)
Source: RefSeq, a predicted model, not a curated record